Alternaria ventricosa is the source of this 1170-nucleotide messenger RNA. RefSeq lists its product as uncharacterized. NCBI's taxonomy places the organism in Eukaryota, Fungi, Ascomycota, Dothideomycetes, Pleosporales, Pleosporaceae. The coding region runs from base 1 to 1170 and encodes 389 amino acids. The transcript is spliced from 3 exons. The record is from RefSeq and is a predicted model, not a curated record. Gene Ontology annotation, cellular component: fungal-type vacuole membrane. Gene Ontology annotation, molecular function: transmembrane transporter activity. Gene Ontology annotation, biological process: transmembrane transport.
AUGUUUGGAAAAAAGACCACGGACGAGCAUGAGGGGAAAGACUCUUCGACAGCAGCAGAUCAUGGCCAACCGAAACACGAAGAUACCGAAUCAGCCACCCUCCCAUCCUCAAGCACGAGCAUCGAGCAACAACCCGACGACGGAACCCCCGCUCAAGAGCCACCAGAAGGCGGUUUGAUAGCAUGGCUAGCAGUCCUCGCAUUCUUCCUCGCAAUCAUGAACACAUGGGGCAUGAUAAUCUCCUUCGGCGUCUUCCAAACCUACUACGUAACCACCCUCCACCAAACCCGUUCCACAAUCGCCUGGAUAGGUUCCCUCGCCGUCUUCCUCCUCUUCUUCACCGGCAUCAUCAGCGGGCGCCUCACAGACGCCGGGUUUUACCGCUCUGUUACCUGCACGGGCGCUUUCCUCGUCGUGCUAGGCACAUUCAUGACAUCCCUGUCCGAAACGUACUGGCAAGUUCUGCUCGCGCAAGGCAUUUGCACGGGCCUGGGGAACGGGUGUUUGCUCACGCCCAUGUCGACGCUUGUUACGAGUUAUUUUAAGAGGAGGUUGCCGUUGGUGACGGGGAUUGCGGCGUGUGGGAGUGUGACGGGCGGGUUGGUGUAUCCGUCUAUGGCUUUCCUGGGCGUCUUCUUCCCGUUCUUCUUCCUCAGCUCGUACGCGCGAGAGAAGCGGGGGAUGUCGUAUACCGAAUCGCUCAACCUCACCUUGGUUCUUAACGGCAUCGGGUUUGCGGGUCGACUGCUACCCAGCCUGAUCGCCCGAUACUGCGGCACGAUGAAUGUCUACAUCACAUUCAUCUUCUGCUCUGCAGUCUGCAUGUAUACCUGGGUCCCGGUACACUCGACUCCCGGGCUCUACGUGUGGACAGCUUUCUACAGUCUUUCUGUGGGUGGAGUUCAGUCACUCUCCCUGGCCAUCGUCCCUAUCAUUAUCUCGGAUACAUCGAAGAUGGGUGCUUCGUUUGGCAUUGUAUUUGCGGCUAUUGGAGUUGGCGCAUUGAUAGGCUCGCCUGUCUGUGGUGCUAUCAUCACGUCGAGUGGAGGCUCGUAUACUGGUGCGCAAGCCUUCUCGGGGAGUGUGUUGGUUGCUGGAGGACUGAUCAUACUGGCUGCGCGCGAAGCGAAGAGGCGGCAGAAACAGGAAGACGUUUGGGUGAAGAUGUGA